Messenger RNA from Ornithorhynchus anatinus (platypus), 921 nucleotides. RefSeq names its product kallikrein related peptidase 14 (gene KLK14). The transcript is spliced from 6 exons. Bases 1 to 843 code for a protein of 280 amino acids. Gene Ontology annotation, biological process: proteolysis. The record is from RefSeq and is a predicted model, not a curated record. Lineage: Eukaryota; Metazoa; Chordata; Mammalia; Monotremata; Ornithorhynchidae. Gene Ontology annotation, molecular function: serine-type endopeptidase activity.
AUGGGGGACGCUCAAGGGUGCUGGACAACUGCCAACAGGAGACACUUCUGCAUCCAAAUUUGUUUCUUCCUCUCGUGCCCCCUCCCUCUCCCCACCAUGCUAUCUGGGGUCUUUGCCCUCUUCCUGUUGGCCUCCGCCUGGGCCCAAGAGGACGAAAACAAGAUCAUCGGAGGUUAUGACUGCGCUCCCCACUCACAGCCCUGGCAGGCGGCUGUGCAGACCACCCUCGGCCAGCUGCGCUGCGGGGGCACCUUGCUGAGUGACCGUUGGGUCCUCACCGCCGCCCACUGCGCCUAUCCGUUUCUGCGCGUGAGCCUGGGAAAGCAUGACCUUCGGUGGUGGGAGCCAACGGAGCAGCGGCGCUUGGUGGUCCGUCAGAUCCCCCACCCCAGCUACAACCCCCGCACUCAGGACAGCGACCUCAUGCUGCUGCGGCUGGACAGGCCCGUCCAGCUGACCCCGGCCGUGCAGCCCCUGGGCCUCUCCCCGGACUGCGCCGCGCCCGGGACCCCCUGCCGCGUGUCCGGCUGGGGCACCAUCUCCUCACCCUUAGUCCGCUACCCUGACAUCCUCCAGUGCGUCAACAUCCAAAUCGUGUCUGACAAGGCUUGCCAAGGGGCCUACCCCGGGGGCAUCACGCCCAGCAUGGUGUGCGCAGGCGACUGGCAGGGUGGCAAAGACUCUUGCCAGGGUGAUUCGGGAGGUCCCCUGGUGUGCAGGGGCAAACUGCAGGGGCUCGUGUCCUGGGGCUUGGAGCAGUGUGGACUCUCUAACCACCCCGGCGUCUACACCAACCUCUGUAAAUUCACCCGCUGGAUCCAGAACACUAUGAGGGGCAAAUGAAUCCCCCUCCAAGCCCCGAGGGGGCCAAACUGGAGCAGAGGGUCUCCCCCGUCUCUCCCACCACCGCCCCCCUUUAAG